UCAAAGAAAUACAGAGCAGUGAUUUUUUUGUCUAUCCAGGCAGAUGAGACAACAGAUGUCUCCACACAGAACCAACUUGUGCUUGUGCUGCGCUACACUGAUGCUGAAAACAACAUACAGGAAAGAUUUUUUGAGUUUAUUCCUCUGCAGUCAGCUACAAGUUUGUCCAUUGCUACAGCAUUACAAGAUACUCUUGCAUCCAUCCUUCCUGAGGGCCAGAAAAACAAACUCAUCUGCCAGGUAUAUGAUGGAGCCAGCGUGAUGCGUGGUGGCAUAUCAGGUGUUCAGAAGAGAAUUCAAGAUGUGUACCCAAAUGCCCAUUACAUCCACUGCUAUGCACAUCGGCUCAAUCUGAUAAUGCAACAGGCCUGCCGUCACAUUUUCAAGGUGAGAGGUUUUUUUGCUAACCUCACUGGAUUUGCCAGCUUUUUUCACCUGUCAGCUAAGUGGAUGGCUGUUCUUACUGAAGUUUUGAACCACAGACUGCCCGUAACCAGCAAUGUGAGAUGGGACUUCCGCGGCCGCAUUGUCAAUACAGUUUUUGAGCACAGAGAGGACCUCAUCCAGUGUUUUAAAACCAUUUGCGACUCAGGUGACUUUGACGACACAACUGUCAGAGCCACAACAGGCUUUGUGUUCUUACUGGAGGAAGAAGAAUUUCAGUUCUUUUUGCAGCUUUUCCACAACAUCAUGCCACAUGUGGACAUCCUGUAUGCCCAGCUCCAGAAGAGGAGCAUUGAUUCUGUCCAUAUCAGAUGGUCCAUCCAGCAGUUCCAGCACCAGUUAGAAGCCAUCAGGGACACUCUCCAUUCCCCACCUGAGCAAAGCAGUGGCUCUCAGCCACCUGGAGCCCAUUUGCUGCCUGAGCAAAGCAGUGGCUCUGGAGCAAAGAGGCGUAGAACGGCCACCAGCAGAGAGGAGCUUCAUCAGAUUGCAGCAGAGGUCUGUAAUACCAUAUUGGGACACAGCAGGGAGCGUUUUCCUUCACACAACACCUUGUCAGUGCCACCUUGCUGCAGAGCAACCAGCUUGAAACCUACAAGAUGGCUUUUCGGAGGCACUGAGCACCACCUUGAAGGCCUACCCAAUGCUCAAUGGAAGUACGCUGAAGACAGAACUUGAUCUCAUCUACUGCAAGGAAGAGUUCAGAACCUGUAGUGGUGCUGUAGCCUUAUUCCAGUUGUUUAUGGAGAAUAGUUUGGCGGAAGUCUUUUCAGAGACUAUUUGUCUCCAAAGGAUCAUCAUCACCACACCCAUGACCACUUCAGAAGCUGAGAGAUGCUUCUCCACCCUGAAGAGAAUUAAAACUUUUCUCAGGAACACCAUGAGACAGGACAGGCUGAAUGCACUGGCCAUGCUGUCAAUGGAAAAGAGACUAGUGGGUGAGAUAAGUGACUUUAACCAGAAAGUAAUUGAAAAGUUUGCAGGCCUGAAGGAAAGAAGGGCCAAGUUUAUGUUUAAGUAGUGCUUGAGAAGGGGAUGUUAUAUUUCCACACAUAAAUGGUAACCUUACUCUUGGAGAUUUGUGUUUUAAUGCUCACACCAACUAUAUACCCAGAUAGCACACAUACAUCUGGCCGACGUCGGCUCGAUGUAUCAAGUUUAGAUUGUUAAGACGUAGCAGGGAGAGCGUUUGCUCAUUGCCAAGACGUCGCUGAGAUGUCGGCCUUUAAUCGAAAAUGACCAUCACGCGACGUUCAAACGAUCAAUAAAAGAAGCUGUGCUCAGUGGGCGCUCCUUCAUUAAUAUUCAUAUGCUUCAUUAGCUACGACCUUUAUUCAUUUAGGUCGGACUUUUCAAACUACAAAUAUUUCACCAUUUAAUGUGAGAAAUCAAUGCUAACAUUCAAAAAUAGCCGUUACCCUAUUUUGUGUGUACGUGUGCACAAUGAAGAGACAAAAGUCAAUUUGACAAACUUAAUUUCCACAAACAGUAUCUGAUGGCCAGUCCGCCUCUCCUGGCAGCCUGCAAGAGACAGAAAAGACGAUGAGCACGUAACUUCAAGAAACAAAUCCCAACUUCACCACUGUAUUUUUUUUUUAGCAUUUCAGCUGUCUUUUAGCCAGAUUGAAGGCUUUGGGUCUGUCACUCUGCUUAAUUUAGUGUUGAAAUUGUUAAAUAACGGGAUCCGGCGUUAACUCUGUUAACUGUUAACAGCAGCUCAGCAGCUUAGCAAUCAGUCCCUCAUCUUGGAAAAACAGUGGUUUCAAAACUGCGCUAUUACCUGUAGCCACUGGGGCGGUUUGCUUUGCAGAGGAGGAGACCUCAACUGAUAAAUUGCCCAUAAAAUCACAUUAACAACAUACCGAAGGCAUCCUUAAACUGCACUAUUUGACCUCUGCACUCCGCUCCUCUCACCCACACUUGAGCACCUGUUCAGGGAUACACAGUGUCGGCCCGCCCCGCCUGACCUCUGUAGUCCUCUCCGCUCUUCUCACCCACACUUGAGCACCCGUCCAGGGCCCGGAGGUCAGGCCGGGGGGCUGCGGGACCACAGGUGGCAGCUCCGGGCACUUCCACUUUAACCAAAAACGAGUGCUCACGAUAACCAGAUGAGCAGAUAACGUCAACUAGGGAAAAUAAAAUGAAAACACCACAGUUGUAGCCUCUUAGCUAACAUGAGCUAAACCACUAAACUAGCUAACAGCUAACGAAAGAUAACGUUAGCUGGUGGGGACAUGUGCUAUAUACACCCAGUCGUGUCUCGCCACUCACCAGAACCUCUUUUAACGGUCACAGAAGAAACAGCAUAGCUAUUUUCUGCCAAUUUAUUCCAAUUAGCUUACCUGAAACCAACUGUGAUGAGAUGCUGUGUCCUGCGAGCUCAGUUCCAAACGAAGACCGCAGAGAUGAAAUUCCGCCUCUGUGGCGACUUCCGUAUGUGGGCAGACAUUCUACGGCACUGGGCCGACCCAGAACCGACGUAACAGAGACGUUUGAUGAGCUGGGACAAAAGAGUAUUAAAUUUAAAGAUAUCCACCCAUGCGGCCGACGCUUGUCAGACAUUAUAAAUUCAGGGCCGAUGUGUCGUCCUCAGGCCGACGUCGGCAGGAUGUAUGUGUGCUAUCUGGGUAGGCUCUUCUCACCAUGUCCAUGUUAUUCAUGUGGGCAGCAGUGAUUCCCAAACUGUGGUACAAGUAGCACUGGUGGUGGUAAUUAGCUCCCCUCUGAUGGUGUUCAGGAUACUAUAUUUUAAUGCUGGCGAUAAUUGGAGAGUCCAAUGUUAUUCUGGUGAUAUGGUGAUACACAGUGUAAAAUGUUUGAGAACCACUGACAAAGGGUAAACCAUUUUGCUUUGAACUUGAACCUUCACCCCAGGCCAGAUCCACCACUGCUCUCUGCUGUUGUCUGACUUCACUCUGUUGAGUUUCUCUGUGUAUGUGUGUGUGUGUGCACACGCGCUGUGAGGAGGAGGUCAGCCCUGACAUGCACAGAGAAAUUCAUUUCUGAGUUUGAAAAUGAAUAAAUAAAUAAAGCAAUCAGCCUAA
Messenger RNA from Epinephelus fuscoguttatus (brown-marbled grouper), 3488 nucleotides. RefSeq names its product zinc finger MYM-type protein 1-like. The transcript is spliced from 3 exons. The coding region runs from base 262 to 1122 and encodes 286 amino acids. NCBI's taxonomy places the organism in Eukaryota, Metazoa, Chordata, Actinopteri, Perciformes, Serranidae. The record is from RefSeq and is a predicted model, not a curated record.